Pseudoliparis swirei is the source of this 1825-nucleotide messenger RNA. RefSeq names its product keratin, type I cytoskeletal 20-like. The coding region runs from base 4 to 1320 and encodes 438 amino acids. The record is from RefSeq and is a predicted model, not a curated record. Lineage: Eukaryota; Metazoa; Chordata; Actinopteri; Perciformes; Liparidae. Gene Ontology annotation, molecular function: structural molecule activity. The transcript has 9 exons.
AUCAUGUCUGUCUCGUUCAGCCGCCAAAGUCGCCACUUCAGCUCCCGCAGCUCCUCCAGUGGCAGCGUGAGCGGCGGCGCGUCCUUGAGGUGCGCGCCCAGCGUGUACGGGGGCGCGGGAGGUUUCGGGACCCGCAUCUCGGAGUCGGCCUUCUCCUCCGGGUCCAUGGCCCCCUUCUCCUCCGGGUCGAUGGACCCCUUCUCUUCCGGGUCCAUGACCUCGUACAGCGAGUCUACGAUCAACAACGAGAAGGGGACCAUGCAGAACCUCAACAACCGCCUGGCCGUAUACCUGGAGAAGGUGCGCUCGCUGGAGGCCGCCAACAUGAAGCUGGAGCUGCAAAUCAGAGAGGUCUACGAGAAGAGAGUCGCUUCUGUCGCCCAUGACUUCACCGGCCACUUCGCCACCAUCACUGGCCUCCGAGCUCAGAUCAUGCAGCGAUAUUCAGAGAAUCAACGUCUCGUCCUGCAGGUGGACAACGCUCGUCUGGCCGGAGAUGACUUUAGAAUGAAGCAUGAGAUGGAGCUGAACAUGUGUUUGAUGUUGGAGGCCGACGUGUCGCGUAUCCGAGGGGUCCGGGACGAGCUGAACCUGAACACCAGUGACCUGGAGAUGCAGAUACAAAGUCUGCAGGAGGAGCUGGUGUCCACAAAGAUCACCCAGCAGGAGGAUCUGCGUCAGCUGAGGAUCCAGCAGACUGGCACGGUUCACGUGGAGAUGGACAGCACCGAGUCGGUGGACCUGGCCGUGGUGCUGGAGGAGAUGAGGGAGCAGUAUGAAGCUGUGGUGGUGAAGAACAAGCAGGAGCUCCAGAAAUGGUUCCAAUCUCAGGUUGAUACUCUCCAGUCACAAAUGGUGUCAUAUUCACAAGAGGUGAAGACGUUUGACACGGAGCUGUCAGAGCUGAAGAGGACCAAGCAGAGUUUGGAGAUCAGUCAUCAGAGCACCAUCUCAGAGUAUCAGUGCCUGAAGCAGAACUUGGAAGAAGUGAAGGUUCAAUACAGCGUCCAGCUCAGCCAUCUGCAGCAGACCAUCAACAUGAUGGAGGCGGAGCUGCAGCAGCUGAGAGUCUCGGUGGAGCAGCAGCAAUCCGACUACAAGAUGCUGCUGGACAUCAAGACCAGGCUGGAGAUGGAGAUCGCCGAGUACAGGAGGCUGCUGGACGGAGAGCACAAGAAGGCUGUGAUCAUCACCAAGGUUAUUCAAGUGGAAGAGCACAAACCCCUCGUCCAGAGGAGAGUGAAGACCAUCGUGGAGGAGAUUGUUGAUGGAAGGGUGGUGUCCUCCACCGUUGACACCCAAGUGGAGGCAGUUCAUUAACUCACUUCUGGUGCCACUAAACAUUUUACUUGAUCAGAAAAAAUUUCUUGCUCAAUAAAUGAUUCACUAGAGGCAGCGGUUAAAUUUCUAGUUGACUGUAUACGUCACAUAGAUUGUUUUAAUGGGGUACCUUUCUUUCCUUUUCUUCUUAAUGCAAAGUUGCAGCAAGGGAUGACCUUUUCCUUUUAAAGAGACGUAUAAUGUGAUCAAAAGGCUCGAAAGCAAAGAUUAAGAUGCGUUUUCUUGAUCACAAACAUCUAUUUAAAUCCAGAGAGGUUGAUUGUAGGUUGAAAAUUCGUCUUUCAUUGGCAACAAUUGCCAAAUAACAAAUACUUGUAUUAGGGUUACAAGAUUCAAGCAAGUUUCAGGCCAUGUAAAGAAAAUAACAAAACGAUCCAUAAUGUUUUUGGUUGUCUGAGCUCAGGAUCGGUGUCUCCUGUAUUUACCCUGCACUGAAAAUCUUCACAUUACACCAAAAUAAAGCCAAAUCAGGCAUUGAUUCUCA